AUGGCUGAAUUACAUAUAUUUGGACAAAUUUCAUCUGCAAAGAAUUUUAAACAGAUACGACUUUUCUGUAAAUGGAGUUUUUAUAAUAUCAUAUCAGGAUAUAAAGAAGGACAAACGCAGGAGAGCUGUGAUUUUUAUAUUAAUAACCCAAUCUGGGACCAUCCUAUAGACUUGCAUUAUACAACUAAAACUUUACAAAAUUCUCCGAAACUAUUAUUGCAAGUGUUUUGCAGAGAUAAUUAUGAAAGAAUACUAUUUCUUUCAUAUGGAAUAUAUAAUGUCCCAUUGUCACCUGGUUCGCACAUAUUAGAGUGUCAUACUUGGAAACCUGUUGGUAAUUGGAAAAACAGACUUGAGGAGAAAUUCUUAGGAAAAAGUUUACAAUUAAAAUCUCCAAAUGUUCUAAUUAAUACGGUGGAUAGAUUUGAAUUGCUUACACAAAGUGUGGGAACAGUGAUCAUCCAUUUGCAUAUACUAGCAAGAAAUUUUGACAAAUUUGGAUGUCAUUUGUGAACUAACUUAAUGCGAUACAAUUUUAUGAGUAAUUUACUACCAACAGUAAAAACAAUGUUUCUCUUGCUACUGCUAUUUAUAGCAUUUAUCAAUGUAGCAUAUGUGGCAAAACUUGAAGAUAUAUUACCCUGUAUCAGUAAUACAGGUUGUAAUGAA
Dinoponera quadriceps is the source of this 669-nucleotide messenger RNA. Its product is annotated as B9 domain-containing protein 2-like. Bases 1 to 513 code for a protein of 170 amino acids. The transcript is spliced from 4 exons. The record is from RefSeq and is a predicted model, not a curated record. Gene Ontology annotation, cellular component: MKS complex. Gene Ontology annotation, biological process: cilium assembly. NCBI's taxonomy places the organism in Eukaryota, Metazoa, Arthropoda, Insecta, Hymenoptera, Formicidae.